Molecule: messenger RNA, 183 nt
Organism: Plasmopara halstedii
Lineage: Eukaryota; Oomycota; Peronosporomycetes; Peronosporales; Peronosporaceae
Exons: 2
Coding region: 1-183 (60 amino acids)
Source: RefSeq, a predicted model, not a curated record
AUGUGUUUUUCACUUGGCACACCCACUUUCGGCGAAAAUCAUGGGAGAUUUCGCCCAGCCCUACUUUUUCGAGUUUGUCCACCUCCGGUGACGGCUACAAGCUUAUCACGAUCUCUGAGCCAAUUUGGCUCGGGUCGUUUAGUGAGCGAGCGCUCGUGCGCACAAGGCGUGAAAUAUUCUUAG